Molecule: messenger RNA, 810 nt
Organism: Mitosporidium daphniae
Lineage: Eukaryota; Fungi; Microsporidia
Exons: 2
Coding region: 1-810 (269 amino acids)
Biological process (GO): vesicle fusion
Cellular component (GO): plasma membrane; SNARE complex
Molecular function (GO): SNAP receptor activity; syntaxin binding
Source: RefSeq, a predicted model, not a curated record
AUGGUACCAAGCGAUACAAAUAACCCAGAUGGCCACACUGAUGCCCUUGCUUCGGACACUAUUAUUGACAUUGAAUUUGCACCUCAAAUAACUUCGGAAGUGGAGCCGGCAGAUCCAUCUAAUGAACGUCCAGAAAUGGAAACUAUCGACCCAACCCAUGAGGCUCAUACCUCAAACGCGCAUCAUACUUUAUUAUCAACCCUUCACAGUGAACAGCCCUWGGAGGAACCUACAGAAUAUCACGAACUCCAUCUCAAUGACUCUAAAAUCAAGCCUUUCUUCGCUGUGGACAUGGAUGAGCUCACAUUGGCCUUUCGAAAAAGGGGUAUUUACAACGAGCAGGAAAAAGAAAAUGAGACGUUUCAAGCCCCAACACCAGUUAGGCUUGUUCGUCCAUUAUCCAAGAUUGUGACAUUAGCUCCUGGGAAUGGAAGCAUUCUGACACCCUCUUCCUCGCCAUGUGAAACACCACUCGCCUCCUCAUCAUUUGAAGCACCGCUAUCUUCCACCCAUGAUGAAGAUAAAGAGAAGCUUUCCGUCAUAAAGGAAAGCUUGGCUGAUACCAAAAAUACGAUGCUCGAUAAUCUUAAAUCUCUCGUAGAAAGAGGUCCAGAGCUUGAGAAUCUCCAACAGCAGUCAGUUGACCUCGAAAGAAAGACCAGCGUCUUUAGGAAGAGAGCAAAAAAAGCUGAAAAGAAUAUAUGGAUAAAGCGUAUGUCUAUCAAUUACAUUGUGUACUCCGUGCUAUUGAUUAUUUUCAUUGUUGGCUUUGUGGCUCUGUUGAAAGUUUUUGAUUUUAUUAAAUUCUAA